Artibeus jamaicensis (Jamaican fruit-eating bat) is the source of this 1163-nucleotide messenger RNA. It is a transcript of the gene PHLDA2, whose product is annotated as pleckstrin homology like domain family A member 2. Bases 447 to 842 code for a protein of 131 amino acids. Gene Ontology annotation, molecular function: phosphatidylinositol phosphate binding. Lineage: Eukaryota; Metazoa; Chordata; Mammalia; Chiroptera; Phyllostomidae. The record is from RefSeq and is a predicted model, not a curated record. The transcript has 3 exons. Gene Ontology annotation, biological process: placenta development; positive regulation of apoptotic process.
AGGGGGUCACAGUCCGCUUCUGCCCCAAGAGUGCUGGAGGGCAGACUGGAGACCGUGUCAGGGCGCCUGGAGGGUGCGGGUCUGGGCACCCCUAGUUCCCCGCCCUGGGCCAGCCCCGGCUGCGGGCGCUUCCCGGGGCUCCCGGGCGGUCUGGGGCCCCGGGAUGCCGGAGCACAGAAGGGUCGUCUGGUGAGUUGCAGACACAAACAAGGGGGCGACCGCGCAGCCGGCAGCUGAGGUGACGGGGCUGCGGGGUCAGGGACUGGUGGGCGCAGGGGAACUGGGCCCCGAGGCAGAUCCGGGGCGUGAUCUCGAGGGGGCGCGCCCGGGCGGGGCGGGGCCGGGCGCGCGGGGCGGGGUCCCUAUAAAGCCGGCUCCGGGCCGCUGUGACGCACUGCCCUCCUCGCCGCCGCCCGAGCGCACUGGGUGUCCCGCGCUCCACCGACAUGAAGACGCCGGGCGAAGUGCUGCGCGAGGGCGAGCUGGAGAAGCGCAGCGACAGCCUCUUCCAGCUGUGGAAGAAGAAGCGCGGCGUGCUCACGCCGGACUGCCUGAGCCUGUUCCCGGCCGGCCCCGGCGCGCGCCCCAAGGAGCUGCGCUUCCACUCCAUCCUCAAGGUGGACUGCGUGGAGCGCACGGGCAAGUACGUCUACUUCACCAUCGUCACCACCGACCGCAAGGAGAUCGACUUCCGCUGCGCGGGCGAGAGCUGCUGGAACGCGGCCAUCACGCUGGCGCUCAUCGACUUCCAGAACCGCCGCGCCCUGCAGGACGUCCGCAGCCGCCGGGAGCGCGCCGCGCCCGCCGCGGCCCCGGAGCCCCGGACAGCCCGUGCGCCCUGAGCCCGCCACGGAGCCCCACACUGACGAGUCGGGCCGGGUCCGAGCCGCUGACAGGAGCCCAGGACGUGCCGGGAAUGGCCGGACCCCCUCCUCCCACGGACCGCGGCGGGAGGACUGAGGCGGGGGUUGCGUCCCUGCCCCGCAGAAGGGGACCUUCCCUUGCGGAGCCGCUGAACCCUGCCCCCGCUGCGCGGGCGCGUUAAAUUAUUGGAUUAUCUAUGUAUUUAUUUUGGUGGUUAUUUGUCGUCAAACUGUAUGUCUUAAUAUUUUGUUUUUGCAUCUGCCAUUCCGAAUAAACUACUGGACCUGCUCUUUUUUCUA